UAUUUCUAGGUUUAUGUUAUCAUUUUAUUAUUAGUGCUGGCAUAUAGUAGGUCCACUGACUGAAUUACUUGAAUACUUGAAUAUGGGUCUACCUCUUAGCCUUGCCUGCCCCUGAUGCAAGGUAAAUCAAGAACAAAUGAAAGGGGCCUCAUUUUACUAAAAAAAAAAAAAAAAAAAGAGUGUGUGUGUAUGUGUGUGUGUGUGUACUUCUCAAAGGGUUUGUUUGUGGGUCACCCACCUGGCAGAUAUGGGAUUUGAUUUUAUCAUGAUUGCAUCCCUCCUGCCGUCUUGUUGUGGCUUCUUUGUCUUUAGAUGUAGGAUAUCUUUUUUGGUAGGUUCCAGCAUUUUUUUGUCAAUGAUUGUUCAGCAGUUACUUGUGAUUUGGGUAUUUUCAUAAGAAGGGCUAAACUCACGUCCUUCUACUCUGCCGUCUUGUCUGAGAUCUUCCCAAGGGGUUUCGAUAAGGUGGUGAAUGACAGCUUACAGAUGGUUUCGUAAGGUCGCUAAAUAUGCAAAAUGGUUAAAUAUAGAGGGAAACCUGCUGUAUAAAAAAUAAAUUAAAUUUAAUUUUAAAAACUAUAUAGGGAAGUAUAUGUAAAAUAAUGUUAAAAUUAAUCAAAGCACAGCAUAAUGAUUAUGAGUAAGAUCUGAGUACAUAUGGCUGGAAGAAGCCACUUACACUGCACAGAGAAUCAUACAUAAUUAGCACAUUUCAGGGAAGGAGUUACAGUAUCAUUUUUUUUUUAACAUCUUUAUUGGGAACAGUAUCAUUUUUUUCAUAAACUUGUGUUGACACUGAUGAAAACUUCUAUUUAUUUUUUAAUUUGGGGGAUUUUUGUUUUUAUUGAAGUAUAGUUUAUUUACAACGUUGUGUUAAUUUCUGAUGUAUAGCAAAGUGAUUCAGUUAUACAUAUAUAUAUACAUUCUUUUUUUAAAUAUUCUUUUCCAUUAAGGUUUAUCAUAGGAUACUGAAUAUAGUUCUGUGUGCUGUACAGUAGGACCUUGUUGUUUAUCCAUUCCAUAUAUAAUAGCUUACAUCUGCUAACCCCAAUCUCUGACUCCAUCCGUCCCCCUCCCCCCUCCCCCCGGCAACCACAAGUUUGUUCUCUAUGUCCAUAACUCUGUUUCUGUUUCAUAGAUAGGUUCAUUUGUGUCAUAAUUUGGAUUCCAUAUGUACGUGAUGUCAUAUGGUAUUUGCCUUUCUCUUUGUGGCUUACUUCACUUAGUAUGAUAAUCUCACGUUGCUGCAAAUGGCAUUAUUUUGCUCUUUUUUUAUGGCUGAGUAAUAAUCCAUUGUAUAUACACACCACAUCUUCUUUAUCCAUUCCUCUGUCGAUGGACAUUUAGUUUAUUUCCAUGUCUUGGCUAUUGUGAAUAGUGCUGCUGUGAACACAGGGGUGCACGAAUCUUUUUGGAUUAGAGUUUUGUUUGGAUAUAUGCCCAGGAGUGGGAUUGCUGGUAAUUCUAUUUUUAGUUUUCUCAAGAACAUUCCAUACUAUUUUCAGUAGUGGCUGUACCAACUUACAUUCCCUCCAGCAGUGUAGGAGAGUUCCUUCUUCUCCACAUCCUCUCCAGCAUUCGUUAUUUGUAGAGUUUUUAAUGAUGACCAUUCUGACCGGUGUGAGGUGGUACCUCACUGUAGUUUUGAUUUGCAUUUCUCUAAUAAUUAGCGAUGUUGAGCAUCUUUUCAUGUACCUCUUGCCCAUUUGUAUUUCUUACUUGGAGAAAUGUCUAUUUAGGUCUUCUGCCCAUUUUUUGAUUGGGUUCUUUUUUAUUGUUAAGUUGUAUGAGCUGUUUGUAUAUUUUGGAAGUUAAUCUUGUAUCCUGCUACCUUGCUGAAUUUGUUUAUCAGUUCUAGUAGUUUUUGUGUGGAGUCGUUAGGGUUUUCUAUAUAUAGAAUCAUGUCAUCUGCAUAUAAUGACAGUUUUACCUCUUCCCUGUCAGUUUGGAUACCUUUUAUUUGUUUUUCUUGUCUGAUUGCUGUGGCAAGGACUUCCAAUACUAUGUUGAAUAGAAAUGAUGAGAGUGGGCAUCCUUGUCUAGUUCCAGAUUUUAGCGGGAAGUCUUUCAGCUUUUCACCAUCGAGUAUUAUACUGGCUGUAGGUUUGUCAUAAAUAGCUUUUAUUGUGUUGAGAUAUGUUCCCUCUCUACCCACUUUGUUAAGAGUUUUUAUCAUGAAUGGAUGUAGUAUUUUGUCAAAUGCUUUUUCUGCAUCUAUUGAGAUGAUAAUGUGGUUUUUGUCUUUUGUUUCUGUGGGCAUCACAUUGAUUGAUUUGCAUAUGUUGAACCAUUCUUGUGAGCUUGUGAUGAAUCCCACUUGAUCGUGGUGUAUGAUCUUUUUUAUGUGUUGUUGGAUUUGGUUUGCUAAUAUUUGCUAAUAUUUUUUGAGAAUUUUCACAUCUAUAUUCAUCAAAGAUAUUGGCCUGUAAUUUUCUUUUUUGGUGGUGUCUUUGGUUUGGGUAUCAGGGUGAUGGUGGCUUCAUAGAAUAUCUUUGGGAGUGUUCCCUCCUCUUCGGUUUUUUGGAAGAGUUUAAGAAGGACUGAUAUGAGUUCUUUGUAUGUUUGGUAGAAUUCUGGUCCUGCACUUUUGUUUGUAGGGAGUUUUUAAAUUACAGAUUCUAUUUCACCUCUAGUGAUUAGUCUGUUCAAAUAAUCUAUUUCUUCUUGAUUCAGUUUUGGUGGGCUGUAUGUUUCUAGAAAUUUGUCCAUUUCUUCUAGGUUGCUGAAUGUGUUGGCAUAUAAUUGUUGAUAGUAUUCCCUUACAGUUUUUUGUAUUUCUGCACUAUCAGUUGUUAUGUCUCCUUUUUCAUUUAUUAUUUUGUUUAUUUGUGUUCUCUCUCUUUUCCUCUUGGUGGGCCUGGCCAGAGGUUUGUCAAUCUUGUUUACCCUUUCAAAGAACCAGCUCUUAGUUUUAUUGAUUUUUUCUAUUAUUUUUUUAAUCUCUAUUUUAUUUAUUUCCUCUCUGCUCUUUAUUAUUUCCUUCCUUCUGCUGACUUUAGGGGUUUUUUAAAAUUCUUUUUCUAAUUCUUUUAAGUGGUAGUUUAGGUUAUUUGAGAUUUUUCUUGUUUUGGAAGGAAGAACUAUAUUGCUAUGCAUUUCCCUCUAAGAACCACUUUUGCUGCAUCCCACAGAUUUUGCAUGAUUGUGUUUGCAUUGUCAUUUGUCUCAAGGCAUUUUUAAAUUUUCUCUUUGGUUUCAUCGUUGAUCUAUUUGUUCUUUAGUAGCAUGUUGUUCCAUCCCCAUGUAAUUGUCUUUUUCUCCUUUCUUUUUCUGUGGUUGAUUUCUAUUUUCCUGCCAUUGUGGUCAGAAAAGAUGCUUGAGGUAAUUUCUAUACUCUUAAAUUUGUUGAGGUUAGUUUUGUGCCCUAGUAUGUGGUAAGUCCUAGAGAAUGUUUCAUGUGCACUUGAAAACAGUGUGUUCUGGUUUUUUUGAAUGUAAUGUCCUGAAAGUAUCAAUUAAGUCUAUCUGUUCUAUUGUAUCAUUUGGGAUCUCUGUUGCCUUAUUGAUUUUCUUUCUAGAUCUGUCCAUUGAUGUGAGUAGGGUGUUAGUCUCCUACUAUUAUUGUAUUCCUGUCAGUUUCUCCCUGUUAGUAUUUGUUUUAUAUAUUUGGGUGCUCCUGUAUUAGGUGCAUAUAUGUCGACGAGUAUAAAAUCCUCUUCUUGUAUUGAUCCUUUUGUCAUUAUAUAGAGUCCUUCUUUAUCUUUCUUUAUGGCUUUUGUUUUAUGUUUUUUAAGUUUUUAAAAAAAUAUUUAUUUAUUUAUUUGGCUGUGUUGGGUCUUAGUUGCAGCACACGGGAUCUUCAUUGCAGAGUGCGGGAUCUUUAGUUGCAAUGCGUAGGAUCUUUUAGUUGCGGCAUGCAGGAUCUCUAGUUGCAGCAUGUGAACUCUUAGUUGCAGCAUGUGGGAUCUAGUUCCCUGACCAGAGAUAGAACCUGGUCCCCCUGCAUUGGGAGCAUGGAGUCUUAGCCACUGGACCACCAGGGAAGUCCCUCUCUCCAUUCUAGCUGCUGCAAACCAGUUGCUGCAUUCUCCUCCAAGGCUCUGAAGCUCCCCUGCUCUCCUGGCUGAGCUCCCUGCUGGUGAGGGGACUUCCCAGCAUGCAGGAAUCUUUUCUCUUUCACAACUCCCUCCCAGGGUUGCAGGUCCCAUUCCGAUUCCCUUCUCACUGUCUUUUUCUUUUCUUUUAUUUUUUCCUUUUUUCUUUUGUCCUACCUGGUUAUGUGGAGAUUUUCUUGCCCUUUCAGAGGUCUGAGGUCUUCUGCCAGUGUUCAGUAGAUAUUGUGUGAGAAUUGUUCCACGUGUAGAUGUAUUUUUGAUGUUUUUGUGGGAGGAGGUGAGCUUCACGUCCUUGAUGAGCUACUCCACCAUCUUGAUCCUGGACCUGAUGAAACCUUUUAAAUUAAAAAAAUAUGAAUGAGAAUUAGGUUUUUUCACUGUUGCAAAAAGAAGUUACAUAUAAGGAAAAGGGGAAUGCUAGAAUGAACUCUAUGGUGCUAGAUUGUAUUUGGAAGUGUAAAUAAGGAUUCAUGGUUUAAAAAUAUAGGUGUGUAUGUUGGGGGGGGGAUAACACAUACACACAGUUGGAUAAAUACAAGAAUAAAUGUAGAUGUAUGUGAAUGUGUUGGUUAGUACACAUGCAUAUAUUUCUUGGCUGUAUCUACUAGAGAGAGAGAAAUAAUGACACCCUAGUAGCAUUUAGCACACCUGUUCCAUGGAUCUUGGUUUCUAAGUACUAUUUUCCAAAAAAAGGAACCCAGGGCUCAUUGGAAAACUGUUUGAUUCCAGGGUUGAGGCAGGGAAAAUAGGAAAUGCAUGUAGAACAUCUUGUGGUGCCAGAAAAUAAGGAAGUGCUAGAGAGAGAGAGAAAAAGAGAGAGAGUGUGUGUGUGAGUAGGGGAGAGGGCAUGUCAGAAGGACACAGCUCCCAAUGGCCAAAAGAGAAACAACUCAAGCAACAAAACAAAUAAUAAUGUUAUUAGAUUAUAACCCAAAGAAUAAAGUAAAUAUCCAUGAGUCCAUACUAAUAUAAGUAAAUAUCUGAAUAAAUAAAUGGGAGAAAAGGGACAACUCUUUGUUAUGAAAGAAUUCUAAUUAAUAAUGUAGAAAGAAUGAGAAUUUAAAAAUCAUCAUUAGGGACUUCCCUGGUGGCACAGUGGUUAAGAAUCCGCCUGCCAAUGCAGGGGACACAGGUUUGAUCCCUGGUCUGGGAAGAUCCCAUAUGCCAUGGAGCAGCUAAGCCUGUGCGCCACAACUACUGAGCCUGUGCUCUAGAUCAUGUGCGCCACAACUACUGAGCCUGCGUGCCACAACUAUGAAGCCUGAACACUCUAGGGCCCGCAUGCUGCAACUGCUGAGCCUGCGUGCUGCAACUACUGAAGCCUGCAUGCCUAGAGCCUGUGCUUUACAACAAGAGAAGCCACUGCAAUGAGAAGCCCGCUCAUCACAAUGAAGAGGAGCCCCCGCUUGCCAUGACUAGAGAAAGCCUGCGCGCAGCAGCAAAGACCCAACACAGCCUAAAUAAAUAAAUUAAUUAAUAAAUAAGAAAAAACCCACACUAAAAAAAAAAUUUAACCAUUAACUAUCACACUAAUAAAAUCUGCAGGCAAAACAUACUAAUAGAUGCUAAAAUUAUUGGGUAGAAGUGUGAGCAGAAACAUAAUUCCAUAGUCUCUCCCCAAAUAUUUAGCAAUUACAAAGGAAAAAUAGUAACUGUACAGUAGAGAAUCCUGGAAGACACCAAUUUAACCAAGUGGUUAAGGUUACCAUCACCACUAAUAGGACACAUCAAUAACAUAUAACCCCGAUAUGAUAUACCGGGAAGGGCACAUCACUUUUGUGGUAUUCCUACAAAUAAUGCACAACCUCAAUCCAUUCAUGAGUAAUCAUCAGAGAACUCAAACUGAAGGACACACUGUAGAGAGACAUUCUACAGAAUAACUGACCCGUACUCUUUAAAAGGCUCAAGGUCAUGGAAGGUCACAGACAACAAGGGAAGAUUGAGAAACUGUCACAAGUUGGAGGAGACUAAGAAGAUAUGACAGCCUAAUGCAAUUGCAGAUCCUGGAUUGGAUCCAGGAAUAGAGAAAGGAUGUUAGUGGACAAACUGGAGAAGUCCACAUAAAUUCUGUUCUUUCGUUAAUAUAUGGUACCAAGCUCAAUUUCUUAGUUUUGGUCAUUGUUCUGUUGUUAUCUAAGAUGUUAACAUAAGGGGAAGCUAGAUGAAGAGUUUAUGGGAACUCUCUGGAUUAUUUUUGCAACUCUUGUAAAUCUAAUAUCUCAAAAUAAAGCACUAAAAAUAUGUAUUCUGUGGAGACUUCCAGUUAUGGCAAUGUUGUAUGUAAAUAACCUGAGGAAUCUACAAAAAAAAAUGAAAAUUCUGGAACUGAAAUGAAGUACUCAAUAGAAGGCUUAACAGCAAAUUAGACACAGAUGAAGGGAAGACUUGCAGAUAUGUCAGUAGAAAUGAUCCAGGCUGAAGUAUAAAGAGAAAAAAGAUGAAGGAAUAUAGAAAACUACAUUAAAAAAUAUGGGGCAUAGUAAACAGGUCUGUUAUGUAAUUGAAGCCCCAGAAAAAGAGGAGACAAUGUCACAGAAGCAGUAUUUGAAGAAAAAAUAGUUGAGAAUGAUCCAAAAGUAAUGAAGAGUUCAAGCCAUAGAGUAAAGCACUAACAAUCCUAAGAAGGAUAAAAUAAAGAAACUCUACCUUAUGCAUAUACUUAUAUACAUAUACUUACACAUUAUAGUAAAAUUCUGCUCUAAAGACAGGGUUUGGGGAGGAACUUAAAGCAUCUAGAGAAAAAAGACCCACUGCCUUCUAACAGUAAUGACAGACGCUAGAAAAUAUUGGAAUGGAAGCUUCAAAGUGAUGAAAGAAAAUAACUUUCAAUCUAGAAUUCUAAACCUAGUGAAAAUUUUCUUUAAAAGUGAAAAUAAGGAAUUCCCUGGGAGUCCAGUAGUUAGGACUCAGUGCUUUCACUGCCAAGGGCCUGGGUUCAGUCCCUGGUUGGGGAACUAAGAUAUCGCAAGCCACACAGUGUGGUGAAAAAAAAAAAGAAGAUAAAAUGAAGACAUUCUCAGACAAACAAAAACUAGUAAUUCAUUACCAGAUAAUAAUAAUUCAUCACCAGAAGACCUGAACCAAAGGAAUUCUUCAGUCAGAAGAAAAGUCUACCAUAUGGGAGUAGAGAAAUAUAAGAAUGAAGAGCAACAGUAAGGGUAAACUUGUUAAGACAUGUAAAUUAAUAUUAAAUGUAACAUAACCAUAAUAAUAAUGUAGUUAUUAUUAAUAAUUAUAUGUUAUUUAAAUAUAUGUAGAAUUAAAAACAUAACUAUACCCCAAAAGUGGGAGGGGUAAGUGGAUUUAAAGUGUUCCAAGAUCCUUGGAUUCUCUUGGAAGUGUAUAAGUGCUAAUUAAUAUGGAAACUUUAAUAAUUUAAGGUUGCUUGUUGUAAUCUCUACGCUAAUCAUUAUUCAAAUAGUAAAAUGAUUUAAAAAUAACAAGGUAAUGGGGGAAAUGGAAUUUUUAAAAAAUAUUUGAUUAAUAGAAGAUAAGAAAUGAAAAAGGAACAUGGGGGAUAGUACAAAUAGAAAAUAAAAACAUGGUAGAUUUAUACUCAAAAAAAUUUUUAACAUCUUUAUUGGAGUAUAAUUGCUUUACAAUGUUGUAUUAGUUUCUGCUGUAUAACAAAGUGAAUUAGCUAUAUUAUACUCAAAUUUGUUGAUAAUUACAUGAAGUAAUUAAAUGGACCAAGUACUUCAAUUAAAAAUAAGGAUCAGGAGGGACUUCCCUGGUGACGCAGUGGCUAAGACUCCUCCUGCCAAUGCAGGCAACACGGGUUUGAGCCCUGGUCCAGGAAGAUCCCACAUGCCACAGAGCAACUAAGCCCAUGCGCCACAACUACUGAGCCUGUGCACUAGAGCCCAUGAGCCACAACUACUGAGCCCACGUGCUACAACUACUGAAGCCCGUGCACCUAGAGCCCUAGAGCCCACGCUCCACAACAAGAGAAGCCACCACAAUGAGAAGCCUGCGCACCACAAUGAAGAGUAGCCCCUGCUCGUUGCAACUAGAGAGGGCCUGCGCGCAGCAAUGAAGACCCAACGCAGCCAAAAAUAAAUACAUACAUACAUACAUACAUAAAUAUUUUUUUUUUAAAAAAAGAAGGAUCAGGGAAUUCCUGUUGGUCCAGUGGUUAGGACUCCAUGCUUUUACUGCCAAGGGCACGGGUUCAAUUCCUGAUUGGGGAAGUAAGAUCCUGCAAGCCACACAGUGUGGCCGAAAAAAAAAAGAGAGAAGGAUCGUCAGACUGGGUAGAAGAACAAAAACCAACUAAAUGCUGCUAACGUGAGAUAACCUUUAAAAUUAAGGAUAUAGGGCUUCCCUGGUGGCACAGUGGUUAAGAAUGUGCCUGCCAAUGCAAGGGACGCAGGUUCGAACCCUGGCCAGGGAAGAUCCCACAUGCUGCGGAGCGCCACAACUACUGAGCCUGAGCUCUAGAGCCCACAAGCCACAACUACUGAGCCCACGUGCCACAACUACUGAAGCCUGCACGCCUAGAGCCUGUGCUCCGCAACAAGACAAGCCACGACAAUGAGAAGCCUGUGCACCGCAACGAAGAGUAGCCUGCACUCACCACAACUAGAGAAAGUCCGUGCACAGCAACAAAGACCCAACACCGCCAAAAAUAAAUAAAUGAAUAAAUUUAUUAAAAAUUUUUCCAAAAAAUAAGCAUAUAAAUCCCCACUGUAAUGUCUGUUACACACAAACUGUUGUGGGUUCCUGCCAGCCUUAAAAAAAAUGAUCUGAAUUUCUUUCUCCUAAAAAAAAAAAAAAAGGAUACUAAAAGAUUGAAAUAUAAGGAUGGAAAAAGAUAUAAUCAGACAAACCUUAACCAAAAGAAAACUGGUGGGACUUGCCUGGCAGUCCAGUGAUUAAGACUUCGCCUUCCAAUGUAGGGGCUGCGGGUUUGAUCGCUGGUCAGGGAGCUUAGAUCCCACGUGCCUCAUGGCCAAAAAACCAAAACAUAAAACAGAAACAAUAUUGUAAUAAGUUCAAUAAAGACUUUAAAAGUGAUUCACAUCAAAAAGAAAAUCUUAAAAAAAAAGGUAAAAAACUGGUGUGGCUAUGCUAAUAUCAGAGAAAGUAGACAUUAAGUCAAGAAGCAUUAGUAGAAAUAAAGAAGAGGGACAUUUUAUACUGAUCAAAGUUUUUUAAAAAAUCCAUCCAAAAGGUACAACUAUUUAAAAUCUAGGGACUUCCCUGGUGGCACAGUGGUUAAGGAUCCGCCUGCCAGUACAGGGGACACGGGUUCGAGCUCUGGUCUGGGAAGAUCCCACAUGCUGCGGAGCAACUAAACCCAUGAGCCACAACUACUAAGCCUGCACUCUAGAGCCUGCAAGCCACAACUAAUGAGCCUGUGUGCCACAACUACUGAAGCCUGCGUGCUUAGAGCCUGUGCUCCGAAACAAGAGAAGCCACUGCAAUGAGAAGUCUGCACACCACAACAGAGAGUAGCUCCCGCUCACCGCAACUAGAGAAAGCCCGUGUGCAGCAACAAAGACCCAAUGCAGCCAAAAAUAAAUUAAUUAAUUAAUAAAAAAAGAAAAUAAAGUCUAUAUACACUAAUGACCUAGCCUCAAAAUAUAUAAGCAGGACUUCCCUGGUGGCGCAGUGGUUAAGAAUCUGCCUGACAAUGCAGGGGACACGGUUGAGCCCUGGUCCAGGAAGAUCCCACAAGCCGCAGAGUAACUAAGCCCAUGAGCCACAACUACUGAGGCUGCACUGUAGAGCCCAUGGGCCACAACUACUGAGCCCUCGUGCCACAACUAUUGAAGCCCGCACACCUAGAGCCCAUGCUCUGCAACAAGAGAAGCCACCUCAAUGAGAAGCACGCACACCACAACGAAGAGUAGCCCCUACUCACCGCAACUAGAGAAAGCCCAUGUGCAGCAAUGAAGGCCCAACACAGCCAAAAUUAAAUAAAUAAAUAAAUUUAUAUUUAAAAAAUUAUAUAUAUAUAUAGGCAAAAUUUUACAAGUCUAGAAGAAAAACAAACAAUAAUAAACAUGAGAUUUUCACAUUCUUUUCUCAAAAACUUAAAGAGCAGGUAGACAAAAAUAUCAGUAAGCACACAGAAGAAUUGAACAAUAUAAUUAACAAACUAUAUCUUAUUGAGUUAUAUACAACACUGUACUCAGCAAUUGCAAUGUACAAUUUCUUUAAAAGUACACUUGGAACAUUUACCAAAAUUGUCUAUGUGCUGGAUCAUAAAGGAAUUAACAAAUUUCAAAGGACUGAAAGCAUAUAGAGCUUGAACUAAGUAGACUGAAUAACAAAUAUAUAACUAGAAACUCCCCCACAUAUUUGGAGAUUAAGCAAUUCAUUACUAGAUACAUGAGUCAAAGAAGUCAUAACAGAAAUUAGAAAAUAGAAAAUAAUGAAUGAUCAUCUUUAAAUGAUACAUCACAGCUUAUGGGAUGCAACUAAAGACAUGCUUAGAGGAAAAUGUAUAGACUUAUGUUCACAUAUUAGAAAAGAAAUAGGGCUUCCCUGGUGGCACAGUGGUUAAGAAUCCGCCUGCCAAUGCAGGGGACACGGCUUCGAGCCCUGGUCCGGGAAGAUCCCACAUGCCGCGGAGCAGCUAAGCCUGUGUGCCACAACUACUGAGCCCGCGUGCCUAGAGUCUGUGCUCUGCAACAAGAGAAGCCACCACAAUGAGAAGCCCACACACCACAACGAAGAGUAGCCCCCACUCGUCGCAACUAGAGAAAGCCCACGCUCAGCGACAAAGACCCAACGCAGCCAAAAGUAAAUAAAUAAAUUUAAUUAAUUAAAAAAAAAUAGUCUGAAAAUCAGUUACCUAGGUAUACAUCUCAAAAAUUAGAAACGAAUAGCAAAUUAAGCCCAAAGAAGCUGGAAGGAAGCAAAUAAUAAAACAAGAACACAUUUUAAUUAAAUAGAAAACAAAUAUAGUGUAGGAUCAGCAAAGCCAAAAGUUAAUUCUUUGCAAAGAUUAGUAAAAUUGCUUCGUCCCUGGCAAAACUGAUCAAACUGAGAGAAGGUAAAAAUUGCCAGUGUCAGGGGAAAUAAAGACAUCAUUAUGGAUCCUACAGACAUUAGAAAGAUAACAAGAGGUUUAUGAACAACUUUAUGCUUAGAAAUUUGAAAAUGUAGAUGAAAUAGUCAUAAUUUUAAAAAUUUUGUGAAAGCAAUGAUAACAGCAAAAGGAUAAACAUGAAGGUAUAAAAGAGGACAUCAAAAUUAUAAAAUUUGGGGAGGAGAGUAAGAAAAUGUAGAACCGACCCCACCAUAUCUCCGAGGUGUGCCUGUACCCCACAUUGUACUAGCUCAUGAGGGCUGAUCAUGCACAUCUCUUUCCAGCUCUGUGCUCAGGGAUGUCACAUUGGUAUCUUGAAAUUGACCUUAUUGAGGGUUUUUACACCACAGAAAUCAGCCAAUAUUACCAAGUCAGGACUCUCCCCACCCCAAGAACUGGUCGUUAAACAUUUGCCAGCACACUACAGAAUAUAUUAUACUCAUGAAUUGGAAGACUCAUUGAGAGGGGAAUUAGUGAUCUGCAUACUCAUUUAACGAAUAAUAGCCAAUACACUGUUGUCAGUGAGCAAAGGCAAAAAGAAUUUAUAACUGAGAGGGGAGAGGAAAAACUUUAGUCUGGGAACAGUGAAUCUUGUCUGCAUAUUUUGGGGGUAAGAAAGAGGCCAGUUUGGGAGUCUAUUCUUAAGCAGUCUGAAUAAUGAUAUCAAAACAGUUUCAGGGGCUUCCCUGGUAGCACAGUGGUUGAGAGUCCGCUUGCCGAUGCAGGGGACGCGGGUCCGUGCCCGGGUCCGGGAAGAUCCCACAUGCCGCGGAGCGGCUGGGCCCAUGAGCCAUGGCCGCUGAGCCUGCGCGUCCCGAGCCUGUGCUCCGCAACGGGAGAGGCCACAACAGUGAGAGGCCCGCAUACUGGGGAAAAAAAAAAAAAAAAGUUUCAGGAUUUUUAAAAUGAAUUUUCCAGAAAACCUUGCAAAAUUAAUUGUGGAGUAUAUGUGACAGACUGUGUCUUCCAGUGUCCUUUAUUAGUGUUCUUUAUCUUAGUUAGGCCAGGUCUGCACCAUUUCCCUCAAAAAUUUCUCAACUCCCCCCAUUUUGGUCAAAAGUCCCUGGUGUAGAGGAUCUAAACCUAAGGGCUUUAGUCUGUGAUGCAGAAUCAUUAUUGGAUGUCAGUUUGAUCUUGGGGGUAUAACAACAUUUAAACACCUGAGUGUCAAACACAAUGUGAAUAUUAUAACAGACAUUUGGAACAUAUUUUGUGUCCAAUUUUUGGAUAAGUGUAGGUCCAGUCAAGAGAAUAUAUAUUAAAGACAAGAUUGGUCAAUUUUAGUUAAGUAAUUGGUUUUUUCAGCCCCUAUGAUUAAUUGAUCAUUUCAUCUUUUUCAAAAUAUGUAUCCAGGUACUGUAAACUAUUGGCUAUUGUAUAGUGUUCAUUUUUUUGGUGAGAGCACAUCUAUUUAGAAUCAUUCUACUUAAUGAAGUUUUGUUAAUCUAGCCUAAAAUGAGUUAUUUAAAGUCAGUAUUCAUUCUGCUUCUGAAAUUAUCUCAGAUUUGUCCAGUGGGAGCCUUACACGUUGUCUCCCGUGUUCUUUUGAUAUGACCUAGCAGUUUCUUGAGCGCUUCCUUACAUUCUGCCAUCACAAGAUGUUCCAGGCUAAUCUUGUACUCUCUUUGUCCCAGUUCUGGAAUCAGUUUCUAAGAAGCCCUGGUUCCUUUUAGCGGAGAAUGGUAUUUAGAAACCAAGAUCUAAGCACUAGAUCUGCUACUAGCUACUGGGAUGUCAUUGCUUCUAAGUCCUUUAAAUGGAUAGAGGUGGGGAAAAAUAACAGUUUCAGAGGUCCAUCUAUAUAUAUGUAAAUAUAUAUGUACACAUAAACAUGCAUAUAUCCAUAUCCAUGUGCUUACAUAUUUAAAAAUCAUGACUUCAUGCUGAUUCCUCUAACUACAGUCUAAUUCCGCAGUGCCUCCUCCCAUUCCACGCCUAUAGCUCCCUCCACCCACAGUCAUCUGAAGAAUCUUGGAAUAACAUUCUACUUGUGGAAGUCUCUGCAUCUAGUUUAGUGAGUCUCAGGGUCAGAUCACCGCAGUGACUGCAUGUCCAGUUGCAGGAUUCUAAAUAUUUAUACUGUGGGAGGCAUACAGCCCAGAUGUAUUAAUGUUCUGGGACUUAAGAACAGCAUUUGUGGUUAAAAGUACUUGAUAGAAGAAAACAAAGAAAGAAAGUACUUAACAUGGUCCCUUCCAGCAUGGUUUUAAGGGUAACUUUCAUUGGAGUCUCUUUUAAUAUGUUCAGUGUUCCAGUUACUGUAACCAUGUAACACAUUGCCCCCAAGACUUGGCAGCGUGAAACAGCAGUUUGCUUUCUGAUCAGAUAGGACACAGCUAGGAGAGUUUAUCUCUACUCUGUGAUAUCUGGGGCCGCAGCCGAGAGACUGGGGCCAAAGUCUCACUCACUCACACGUGUGGUGGUUGGUGCUGGCUUUCAGCUGAGACCUCAGUUCCUCUGCCUGAGGCUUCUCCACCUCAGCUAGUUCCUUUCCUUUCCCUUCCCUUCCUCAGAGCACAGUGGCUGGUUUCCCCAGGGCAAGCCUCCCCCAAAGAGAAACGCAGUCUGCCACUGUCCGUUAUAUAAAUUGAAUUGUAUCUAGUGAUGUCUCUUAGAAAUGCACCUUGCAUCUGUUGGGCAUAUGACUGUGUGCCUAAGUUAUUUACCCAGCUAAACUAUAAAGUUUAAGGAUAAAAACAUUUUCAAAUUUGCCAAGUCUUUAAAAAUGUAUGUCCCAUGCACCCUUUCUCAGGAAACUCUUAGGGAACAUGCUCCCCUAUAUAAGUGAGUAAACCAAGGAAGAGGAAGGCUUGAUGUGUGGGAAACGAGAGAUCCAGCAUAGGAGAGACAUGCAGGAAAGGCCCAGGUCAGUAAUGGUUAAGGAGCUCUGUAGUUACUGCUGGUACAAAGCUUAACAACUUAAAACAACAAUUUUAUCGUGCUUGUAGAUUCUUUGGAUCAGAAAUUCUGACAGGGCACAAUGGGAAUGGCUUGUUCCAUGAUGUUUGGAACCUAGCUGGAAAAAGUCAGUGACCAGGGGUAACCUGAAAGAUGGGGCUGGAACUCUCUGAGGCAUUUUCACUCACAGAGUAGUUGAUGUUAGUUGUCUGUCGAGGGUGCUAACAGAGCACAUGCACAUGUAUUCUCCAUGUGGCCUGGGCUUCCUCACAGAAUGGCUACCUCAGGGUAAUCAGGCAGCUCAAAGUGAGUGAUCAGAGCUUCGAAGUGAGUAUUCUAGCAAGUAAGGGGGAGGUUGCAUCACUUUUUUUUUUUUUUUGGCUGUGUUGUGUCUUUGUUGCUGCGCUCAGGUUUUCUCUAGUUGCGGCGAGCAGGGGCUACUCUUCGUUGCAGUGCACUGGCUUCUCAUUGCAGUGGCCUCUCUUGUUGCGGAGCACGGGCUCUAGGCACCUGGGCUUCAGCAGUUGCGACACAAGGGCUCUAGAGCGGAGGCUUGGUAGUUGUGGCACACGGGCUUAGUUGCUCCACGGCAUGUGGGAUCUUCCCAGACGAGGGCUCGAACCCAUGUCCCCUGCAUUGGCAGGCGGAUUCUUACUUAACCACCACGCCACCAGGGAAGCCCCUUAAGAUUUAAUUUUAUUUUUAUUUCUUUGGCUGCGUUGUGUCUUUGUUGCUGUGCGCGGGCUUUCUCUAGUUGCGGUGAGCAGGGGCUACUCUUUGUUGUGGUGUGCGGGCUUCUCAUUGCAGUGCCUUCUCUUGUUGCAGAGCACGGGCUAUAGGCAUGUAGGCUUCAGUAGUUGUGGCACACGGGCUCAGUAGUUGUGGCACACAGGCUCUAGAACUCAGGCUCAGUAGUUGUGGCGCAUGGGCUUAGUUGCUCCGCGGCAUGUGAGAUCUUGCCAGACCAGGGCUCUAACCCAUGUCCCCUGCAUUGGCAGGUGGAUUCUUAUCCACUGUGCCACCAGGGAAGUCCCUGCAUCACUUUUUAUGACCUAACCUUGGAGGUUCGUUUCCCUUGGAAUACAUGAGAAAGUCAUUACUUCCUCUGCAUUGCUGUAGGUUACAAAUGAGUCACUAAGUUUAGCCCAGAUUCGAGGGGAAGCUACAUAGAUAGACCUCACCUCUCAAUGGAAGGACUGUCAAAGAACUUCUGGAUGUGUCUGAAAACUGCUACAGGGGUUGUCCUGUCCUGGGUCAUAGCAGUAGGUGUAGCAAGCGACCAGUCCAGAUUAAAAGAGGCCAGAGGCUCUAGGAAGGGUUGACUUGUGGGGGUGACACUGAUAAGAGUCCCUGAUACAUCUGGACAUCUUGGAAGGAAAUUUGUAGGGUAGUGGAAAGAGAUUAAAUUAUUGAUAAGCACAAACCAAACAAAAUAAUUGGUUGAUUAACUUUCGGAAAAACAAAAAGUGUAUAAGGGAGAAUUUCAUGCUCAGCUGUGAAUAGCAUUUACAUAGCAACAAUAAUGUAAACAUUACUGAUCUAACCAUGAGUGUGAUGUAACUUACAUCGGGAAGAUGAGGGAGAAGAAGGGUGUGGCAUGCGGUGAGCUGGCUAAGGGUGAGGAAAGAGAGAAUAUCCAUAUCACCCAUCCAUAAUUAAUGCCUAAAACUGAAAAAAAAAAAUUAGCAUGCCAUCUGGAGCCACGGAAGUAAAUUCCAAAAUAAUCAGCUAAAGGAGGAAAAAGUGUUUGUGGUUGGGUGUGGGAAAUGGCAGGGGUAGAGGCAGGGGAAGAGGGCAGGAUUUCUAUUUUCGAAAUUUUGUAGAACUCUUUGCCUCUUUAAACUAUGUGGUUAUCCAACUUCGAUGAAAAUAGCUUAAAAAGAAAACUUUUUACUGAAAGAAACGCCAUGCCCAGAUCAUUUUACAGGUGUACACCAUCAAACAUUCAAGCUAAUCCUGACCUUAUAUAAACUGUCAGAGACUACAAAAAGAAGGAACAUACCCUCAUUCUUAGGUAAUGAGCCUGCUGUGGUCUGAAUGUUUGUGUCCCUCCAAAAUUCGUAUGUUGAAAUCCUAACCCUCAAAGAUGAUGGUAUUAGAAGGUGGGGCCUUGGGGAGGUGCUUAGGUCAUGAGGGUGAAGCCUUCGUGAAUGGGAUUAGUGCCUUUCUGAAGAGGCUCUAGAGAGAUCCCUUGCCCCUUCUGCCACUUGAGGACACGGUGAGAAGGUGCCAGCUGUGAAUGGAAGAGGGCCCUCACCAAAACACAGCCAUGCUGGCAUCUUGAUCUUGGACUGUCCAGCCUCCAGAACUGUGAGAAAUACAUUCCUGUUGUUUAUAAGUCACCCAGUUUUAUGUCAUUUUGGACUAAGAGCCUAAUGUUACCUUGACACCAAAGCCAAAUAAGGAGCUCUGACAAUGAAAGUCAUAAGCCAGUUUUGCUUAAGAACAUAAGCCCGGGAGGAUGAUGGCUGCCGUGGCCGUGGCUGUUUGCGAGGACUCGGCAUCUGGGAUGAAGGCGGAGCUUGUUCCUCGGCCUGCGGCAGGGGGGAGGGAGAUGACCCAAGAAGAAAAGCUGCAGCUUCGGAAGGAAAAGAAACUGCAGAAGAAGAAAUGGAAGGAGGAAAAGGGGGAAGAACCAGAAACUGGCUCUGCUGUAUCUGCAGCCCAAUGUCAAGGCCCGACCAAAGACCUGCCUGGACUGGACAGUCAGUUGGGCAGUGCCAAGGAGAAAGUUCCAGCAGGUGGGAGUAAGGCUGAACUUCGAGCUGAAAGGCAGGCCAAGCAGGAGGCUGAGCGGGCCCUGAAGCAGGCAAGAAAAGGGGACCAAGGAGGGCCACCUCCUCAGGCCUGCCCCAGCACAGCUGGAGAAACCCCCUCAGGAGUGAAGGGUCUACCCGAGCAGAGUCAGGUUGAUGACUCCACGCUUCUGAGGAGGCUUGUUAAAAAACCAGAACGACAGCAGGUUCCUACACGAAAGGAUUAUGGACCCAAAGUCAAUCUCUUCUCCCACCUACCCCAGUACAGCAGACAGAACUCUCUGAGCCAGUUUAUGAGCAUCCCAUCCUCUGUGACCCACCCAGCCAUGGUGCGACUCGGCCUGCAGUACUCCCAGGGCCUGGUCAGUGGCUCCCAUGCCCGGUGCAGCCUGCUUCGUGCCUUGCAGCAGGUGAUUCAGGACUACACCCCACCUCCCAGUGAAGAACUGUCAAGGGACCUAGUGAAUAAACUAAAGCCCUACUUCAGCUUCCUGACUCAGUGCCGUCCCCUGUCAGCGAGCAUGUACAACGCCAUCAAGUUCCUUAACAAGGAGAUCACGGGUGUGAGCGGCUCCAAGCGGGAAGAGGAGGCCGAGUCAGAACUUCGAGCAGCCAUCGGACCAUAUGUGCAAGAGAAGAUUGUGCUUGCAGCUCAGGCAAUCUCACGCUUUGCUUAUGAGAAGACCAGUAAUGGAGAUGUGAUCCUGAUAUAUAGAUGCUCAUCUCUGGUAUCACGAAUUCUUCAGGAGGCUUGGGCUAAGGGCGGGCGGUUUCGGAUGGUAGUGGUGGACAGCCGGCCACAGCUGGAGGGAAAGCACACGCUACGUUCUCUGGUCCGUGCUGGGGUCCCUGCCUCCUACCUGCUGAUUCCUGCAGCUUCCUUUGUGCUCCCAGAGGUUUCUAAGGUGCUGUUGGGAGCUCAUGCACUCCUGGCCAACAGGUCUGUGAUGUCACGGGUAGGGACAGCACAGCUGGCCCUGGUGGCACGGGCCCAUAAUGUGCCAGUGCUGGUCUGCUGUGAAACAUACAAGUUUUGCGAGCGUGUGCAGACUGAUGCCUUUGUCUCUAAUGAGCUAGAUGACCUUGACGAUCUGCUGUGUGAGCGAGGAGAACGUGUGGUCCUGGCUGACUGGCAGAACCACUCGUCCCUAUGGUUGUCGAAUCUGGUCUGUGAUAUGACCCCCCCAGAACUGGUGGAUCUGGUGAUCACGGAGCUGGGCAUGAUCCCUUGCAGUUCUGUACCUGUUGUGCUGCGAGUCAAGAGUAGUGACCAGUGAGUGGAGGGACACAGGGUCAAUAAAUGACAUACUCCCUACACUUAAAAAAAAACAAAAAACAUAAGCCCAGUCUCAUCCCCCAGCCUUUUGGAGCUGUGAGAGGGCUUGUCUGUCCUGAGAUGGGGAGCAGAAUGGGAUGCUGGCUGUGAGUGCUGGAGGCUAAGGAGUUGUGGUAGGAAUAAAGAUCUGUACCUUAUAUGCCAGGGGCUUAUUAUGUUUCCUAUAAUUUCAUUUUUGUUUUCUUUCCAUAUUUUGGUAAAUUUAAAAGACAUUUGAAACAAACAAAAAAAAAGAACAUAGGUUCAGAAAUAUUAAGUAAAAAACCAAGCAAGAAGAAACACGCACGCACGCACGCGCGCACGCACACACACACACACACACAUCCACCCCAGGAGCAAAUUGAGUAUAACCCAGGAAUGCAAGGGAUGUCUUCACAGUGGCCCUUGAGUUGGCAGUUGGCUGCCCUGAGCCUGUCAAUUUUUUCCUCCAUGGCUUCCAGUGCUGUUAUGGAAAGCCAGCCCACUGUGCAAUCCGUGUACUUACUCUUCCCAGACCUUGCAACCGCGCCGUAGCUACCACGUUUCAAUGCCCGCCUGCACCUCAUUUAAGUCGACCAUGGGUGAAAGCCUUAGUAAUCUCAGGGGUCAUCACACCCUACUUCCCACCAGCUAGAGUUCUGAUCGCUGCCAGACUGGGGAGAAAGCCAACUCCAGAAUCACAUCCUAAGGGUCUGCUGUUUUAGGACCUUUCUGACGCAAAGUGUCAUAGCCUGGGUUCCCCAUAAUGCGGAGUCUGAGGUGGUGAGAUUUUGUGCUGUCAUUUACAAUUCCAGGGAGGAGUGAGGAAAGGGGAUGGAAGGAGGCAGAACCAAUACAAGAAUUACUGAGCUGACUUCCAGAAAGUGCAGUUGAUUAUUUUAUCUUGUGAGACAUCCCUUCAUAAACUGCUGGAUCCCGCCCCUUAUUGCUUGGGGGUUUGCCUUGUGUGGCUGGGAGCAAGACUCUCUGGAGGCCUGCCUCAGUGGACAUGAGGGGCAGCCACUGCCAUGAACACCUCGAUCCGUAAUGACAGCAAUGGCUGCAGCUAGCCCCGAGUCUGGAGAAUAGCAGCAGAUUGAGGGUAUGGUGCCAGGGCUGUCCCGUGCACGUGUGCAGACCUGAAGAGGCAAAACUGAGUUAGUAUCCUUGCCAUAUGGAAAAUAAUUUAAUCCCUACCUCCCUCCAUAGCUGAAACAAAAUACUUUCCAGAAAAGAUCUCAAGCAAAAAUUUAAGAAGAAAAUAUAGGAGAUAUAGAAAGAUUUCUUGAAACUGAAGUAUAAACCUUGAACAAAAUGUUGAUAAAUUUUAUAUGAAAAUUUUAGAAACUGUACGCCAAAAGGUAAUACAAGUUAUAAACUUAUACAAGUUAUAUAUUGGGUUGGCCAAAAAGUUCAUUCGGGGUUUUCCGUUACGUCUUACAGAAAACUGAACCCAAUACUUAUACUUUAUAAGGUAUAACACACACCUUAUAAAGAAUUAGUACCCAGAAUAUAUAAAGAAUUCCUACAAAUCAAUACGAAAAAGACAAAGUACCCAAUGGCAAGUUGGCACUACGAACAGACACAUCACACAAGAGGAAGCCCAAAUAGCAAAUAAACAUACGAAAAGAUGCUCAUCAUCAUUAAUAACAGAGAAAUAAAAAUUAAAACUAUAAUAUGGGUCUCUCCACACUUGGAUCUGGUUCACAGGUGGAUUGAGGCAAUAUGUUGUACUGGCCAAAAAUGGAUUUAAAUGUUGAUUUAGGCAUACAUACCUAUGAAGACAUGCUUCAAAUUUAUGGAGCUGUUUUCUGGUGGGAGGCUGGGGCAGGGCUUCAUCUGUAUUUUUAAUGUUUUACUUCUUAAGCUGGGUGAUGGAAACACGGCUUGUCAUGUUAUAAUUUAUACGUUUUUCCCAGUGUAAUAGUUCACGAAACAGAAGGCAAAGGUGUGUGCAUGUAUGGAGUUCCUCUUCCGUGCCAGGUUCAUUACAUUUAUCCCCCCACCCCCUUCCCAUAUUAUUCAGUGAACCCCAGACUUCAUAGCCUUUGUCCACACACGUCGCUUUGCCUUU
Messenger RNA from Orcinus orca (killer whale), 20116 nucleotides. RefSeq names its product translation initiation factor eIF-2B subunit delta-like. The record is from RefSeq and is a predicted model, not a curated record. NCBI's taxonomy places the organism in Eukaryota, Metazoa, Chordata, Mammalia, Artiodactyla, Delphinidae.